Messenger RNA from Zygosaccharomyces rouxii, 1170 nucleotides. It is a transcript of the gene DYS1, whose product is annotated as deoxyhypusine synthase. Gene Ontology annotation, cellular component: cytoplasm. The record is from RefSeq and is a predicted model, not a curated record. The transcript has a single exon. The coding region runs from base 1 to 1170 and encodes 389 amino acids. Lineage: Eukaryota; Fungi; Ascomycota; Saccharomycetes; Saccharomycetales; Saccharomycetaceae. Gene Ontology annotation, molecular function: deoxyhypusine synthase activity. Gene Ontology annotation, biological process: peptidyl-hypusine biosynthetic process.
AUGUCGAAAGCUAAUGAGAAAUUGCCAGAUUUACUGGCUGAAGCUGUUUUGAAAGAAUCAGCACCAGUCCCCCAGGAUCUGGUCGAGGUUGAUGGUAUCGAUUAUUCGAAACCUGAGGCUACUGAUAUGAAAGCUAGUGAUUUAAUUAAUUCCAUGAGAAAGAUGGGAUUUCAAGCUAGUACUUUGGGUGAAGCAUGCGAAAUUGUCGAUAAGAUGAGAUCUUGGAGAGGUAAGCACAUUGAUGAAUUGGAAGAUCAUGAAAAAAAGGGUUCUUUCGAUGAAAAUGGUUAUCAAAAGACUACUAUAUUUAUUGGUUACACUUCAAAUCUGAUCAGUUCUGGACUUCGUGAAACUCUUAGAUUUUUAGUGCAACAUAACAUGGUUAGUGCUAUUGUUUCCACUGCAGGUGGUGUUGAAGAAGAUUUGAUCAAAUGUUUGGCUCCUACUUAUCUUGGUGACUUCACACUAAGUGGAUCUACUCUACGUGACCAAGGUAUGAAUCGUAUUGGUAAUUUGCUAGUGCCCAAUGACAACUACUGUAAGUUUGAAGAGUGGAUUGUUCCCAUCUUGGAUAAAAUGUUAGAAGAACAAGAGGAAUACGUCGCUAAACAUGGUAAAGAGUGCCUUGACGCCAACACUGACAUCGAUUCGCCUAUCUGGACGCCAUCUAAAAUGAUUGACAGAUUAGGUAAGGAAAUCAACGACGAGUCAUCUGUCAUGUACUGGGCUCAUAAGAAUAAAAUUCCAGUGUUCUGUCCCUCUAUAACAGAUGGUUCUAUUGGUGACAUGUUGUUUUUCCAUACGUUCAAGGCAUCCCCUAAACAACUCAGGAUAGACAUUGUUAGUGAUAUCCGUAAGAUCAAUUCCUUGUCAAUGGAGUCUUCUAGAGCCGGUAUGAUUAUAUUGGGAGGUGGAUUAAUCAAACACCACAUCGCCAAUGCAUGCUUAAUGAGAAAUGGUGCGGACUAUGCGGUCUAUAUUAACACGGGACAAGAAUUCGAUGGUUCCGAUGCUGGUGCCAGACCUGAUGAAGCUAUUUCUUGGGGUAAGAUCAAAUCUGGUGCUAAAUCGGUUAAAGUUUAUUGUGACGCUACUGUCGUCUUCCCUCUAAUCGUGGCGGCAACUUUUGCAAAUGGUAAACCAUUGCUAAAACCUGAAGAGACAAAUUAG